UCAAAAACUCUUGCCAUCAACUUAAUUUCUUCAAGAAAUUUCAAACACGGAUUGAUCAGAAAAUAUCUUCCACUGUUGCAAUUUCCUGAUAACCAUGACUGAAUUAGUCCUCUUCAGCAUCGCGGAGUCACUCAUAGCAAAGCUUGCUUCUCAAGCAUAUGAAGAAACUUCUCAGGUGCUGGGUUUAUACCACCAUCUGCAAGAGUUUACACAGACUCUCUCAUUAGUCAAGGCUGUGCUGUUAGAUGCUGAGGAAAAGCAGCAGCAGAACUAUGAGUUGCAGGAAUGGCUGAGGCAGGUCAAACAUGUUUUCUCUGAUGCUGAAAAUGUGUUGGAUGAAUUUGAGUGUGAAACACUACGAAAGGAAGUGGUUCAAGCUCAUGGCAGCGCCACAACCAAGGUAGCUCAUUUUUUCUCAACUUCUAAUCCACUUGUUUUUCGUUAUAGAUUGGCUCAACACAUAAAAAAAAUCAAGAAGAGAUUAGACAAGGUUGCAGCAGACAGACAUAAGUUUGGUCUUGAAACAACUGACAUUGAUCGACGUGUUGUGCAUAGGAGGGAUAUGACAUACUCCUACGUUGUUGAUUCGGAUGUGAUAGGAAGGAAUCAUGAUAAGGAAAAUAUUAUACGACUUUUGGUGCAGCAGAAUCCUAAUAAUAAUGACAAAAGUCUCUCUGUAAUUUCUAUUGUGGGGAUUCCAGGCUUGGGAAAGACCACACUAGCAAAGAUUGUGUUCAAUGAUAGGAGGAUACAUGAGUUAUUCCAGUUGAAGAUGUGGGUUUGUGUGUCUAAUGACUUUAACAUUAAGCAAGUGGUUAUUAAAAUCCUUAAUUCUAAUAAGGAUUCUGCUCACCAACAAAAUUUAGACAUGGUAGACAUGGAGCAACUGCAAAGUCAAUUAAGAAACAAACUUGCCAGUAAAAAAUUCUUACUUGUCUUGGAUGACGUAUGGAAUGAAGAUCUUGUAAAAUGGGUUGAGCUGAGGGAUUUAAUACAAGUAGAUGCUACAGGAAGUAAAAUUUUAGUGACUACACGCAGUCACGUGACUGCUUCCAUGAUGGGUACUGUUCCCUCUUACAUUUUAGAAGGGCUUUCCUUGGAGGAUUCGUUGUCUCUGUUUGUCAAAUGGGCAUUUAAAGAAGAAGAGAAAAGGAAUUCCUAUUUGGUAAAUAUUGGGAAAGAAAUUGUGAAAAAAUGCAAUGGGGUUCCUUUGGCAGUGAGAACAUUAGGAAGUUUACUGUUUUCAAAAGAUAACAGAGAGGAAUGGGAAUUUGUGAGAGAUAAUGAAAUUUGGAAUUCAAUGAAAUCUGAAAGUGGUAUGUUCGCUGCACUUAAAUUAAGUUUUGAUCAAAUGCCAUCCAAUUUGAGGCGAUGCUUUGCUUUGUUCAACCUUUACCCAUGUGGGCAUGCAUUUGAUAGUUUUGAUGUUACAUCCCUUUGGGGAGCACUUGGUUUUCUUCCAUCACCAAAUAGAAAUCAAAUAUUGAAACACGGUGCAAAUCAAUAUCUUUGUGAACUAUUCUCAAGAUCUUUUCUACAGGAUUUUGUUGAUUACGGCAUUGGCUUUGGUUUUAAAAUACAUGAUUUGGUGCAUGAUAUUGCACGGUAUUUGGGUAGAGAUUCCAUAAUGGUAAGAUACCCCUUUGUGUUUAGACCCGAAGAAAGGUAUGUCCAGCAUCUAUCUUUUCCUGAAAACGUUGAAGUUGAAAAUUUUCCCAUCCACAAAUUUGUAAGCGUGAGAACCAUACUAUUUCCUACCUCAGGAGUUGGAGCCAACAGUGAAGUGUUUUUGCUUAAAUGCACAUCACGGUGCAAACGCUUACGGUUUUUAGAUUUAAGUGAUUCUAUGUACGAGGCUUUGCCUCCUUACAUUGGCAAGUUGAAACAUUUAAGAUAUCUCAGUCUUGAGAAUAAUAACAACUUAAAGAGGCUUCCUGAUUCUCUUUGCAACCUCCUAAAGUUAGAAGUUUUGAUACUUAGUGGAUGUUCAGAACUUUUAACACUGCCAAAUGGUUUAAGAAAGUUGAUCAGUCUUCAACAUUUGGAGAUAACCACAAAGCUACGUGUUUUGCCAGAGGAUGAGAUUGCAAACUUGAGUUCUCUUCGGAUUCUCAGAAUCGAAUUUUGCAACAAUGUGGAAUCUUUGUUUGAAGGGAUUAAACUCCCUACUCUUAAAGUAUUGUGUAUUGCCAAUUGCCAGAGUCUAAAGUCGUUGCCACUUGAUAUUGAACAUUUUCCUGAAUUAGAGACUUUGUUAGUUGACAACUGUGAUGUGUUGGAAUUUUCCAAGGAGCAUAACAACCAAAAUUCCAACUUGAGGCUGAAGAUUGUAAAUUUCAUUUCAUUGCCACAGUUGGUGACCUUGCCUCAUUGGCUUCAAGGAUCGAAGGACACAUUGCAAUACUUGUUAAUUUCAAGCUGCAACAAUCUUGUGGGGCUUCCUGAAUGGCUAUCAGCUAUGACUUGUCUGAAAACACUGUGUGUCACAAGUUGUCCUAACAUGUUGUCUCUCCCGGAUGGCAUCCAUCGCCUAACCACCCUUGAACGAUUGGAAAUUGAUGGAUAUCCUGAAUCGCUCCAACACUUAACCAUUGAUGAACCGGAAGAAGUCAAGGAAGAGGUAGAAGAAUUGGAGUAAGGGCAAAAGGCAGAGAAUGGAGCAGGGAAUUCAGAUAGGACACCUCCAACUAGCCUGCAGAAUCCACCAUAAACACGUUGGUAGGAGCGCCCUUUACAAGGUUUUCUAUACAUCAUCAUCACUCGAUCUGACAAGGAAAGAGAUUUGUCAAACUUGCUUAGAUUAUCUGAGUGUUGGAGGUGAGUUCUGGGAAGUGCCAGUCCCUUUGCUUUCAGGAUCAAACCCUUAAGCUUUGAUUAUCUGUGAUUAAUAAUUCCAUUGGAUUGACAUAAAAAAAAAAAUCUUAUACUCUGAUAACCAAGUAUCUAGUGACUUUCCUAAUAAACUUCAUCAAAAAAUCACAUAUGUCUAUGUGAUAAAAUAUUCUCUUAUAAUAGAUUUUUAAAUUUAAUCAAUUAAUCUUAUUCAUUUUGAUCCUUGUAUGAAUUCGUCUAGUGUUACAGAUUAAUGCAUAACUCCAUUCCACCAACUACAGAAAAGUAAAUAUCAGUGAACACGUCUCGGAAGUUAAAACUCAAGGCAUUCCCAAGAUGAGCUAGCAUCACUUGAAAAGAUUAAAUUUUGAACAUUCUUCUGGCUUUAGUGUAUAUUAUUUGUAUUUGUAGAGUCAGUAUCAACUUAAGCAGCCAUUCCCUCCAUGAACUUAUGUAUCUGUCAUGACUCAAGAAUAUAAUGCCAUUGGUUUGAGAUUUAAAAAAUAUCUUAUACAAU
This is a messenger RNA of Glycine soja, 3349 nucleotides long. Its product is annotated as putative disease resistance protein RGA4. The record is from RefSeq and is a predicted model, not a curated record. Bases 95 to 2638 code for a protein of 847 amino acids. Gene Ontology annotation, biological process: defense response to other organism. NCBI's taxonomy places the organism in Eukaryota, Viridiplantae, Streptophyta, Magnoliopsida, Fabales, Fabaceae. The transcript is spliced from 3 exons. Gene Ontology annotation, molecular function: ADP binding.